UUCAGAGGUGGCUCGGUUCAAGGAACCUGGCCGCGGAAUAGGUCAUAGCGAAAUUCUACCGCGUCUCCUGCUGUGGCACUUUAUAAGAAGCACAGAGAUUGUCUUGCAGUUAAUCUUGGGAAGGGAAUAGAAUGGGUAUUCCGUCCGAGCUCAGGGAUAUGCUCUCGCAGACAAAAGGCUUCUUAAUUGCUUCUCCAGCUGAAGAGCAGAAGAUUUUGAGGACUAAGCUAUGCACUGAUGAAGGAGUUCGUGCUGGAUUUAGGGCAGCUUCCAUUGCUUGCGUUGCCAGUGCUGUUCCCACGUUGGUUGCAGUCCGUACAGUUCCCUGGGCUAAAGCAAACCUCAAUUACACUGCUCAGGCACUUAUUAUUUCUGCAGCUACAAUUGCUGCGUACUUCAUCACUGCUGAUAAGACCAUCUUGGAAUGUGCAAGAAAAAACUCCCGGCUUGAGGACUCUUUGAGACGCCAAAGAUAAUCAACAAUUCUAACUUCGAAACCACAACUUGGACGUCCUUGUCGGUUUUAGUGCGUGACAGUUCUACUUCUUGUAAUGGAUCUGCAUCUGACUAGCCCCACUGCAAAUUUUUGUUUUCCUCUUUCGUAUGGGCUUAUAGAUUUGUGUUUUUGAAUAAAAAAUGUGUACCAUGGAAUUUCCAUUUCCUGUGGCUACAUGAAGUGUAAUUUAAGCUGCCCUUUUUUGGCGUUGCCUUGUUU
Messenger RNA from Neltuma alba, 715 nucleotides. RefSeq names its product early nodulin-93. The record is from RefSeq and is a predicted model, not a curated record. NCBI's taxonomy places the organism in Eukaryota, Viridiplantae, Streptophyta, Magnoliopsida, Fabales, Fabaceae. Bases 132 to 476 code for a protein of 114 amino acids. The transcript is spliced from 4 exons.